Molecule: messenger RNA, 1971 nt
Organism: Pestalotiopsis fici W106-1
Lineage: Eukaryota; Fungi; Ascomycota; Sordariomycetes; Amphisphaeriales; Sporocadaceae
Exons: 1
Coding region: 1-1971 (656 amino acids)
Biological process (GO): RNA polymerase III preinitiation complex assembly
Cellular component (GO): transcription factor TFIIIB complex
Molecular function (GO): TFIIIC-class transcription factor complex binding
Source: RefSeq, a predicted model, not a curated record
AUGAGUUCCAUGCUGAAGAGGUCUGGCGGUUUGGCUUUCAAGCCAAAGGCCGGCCGCCGUCCUGGUGCUGCGUCUGCGACUGCAUCACAAAACACAACUAGAGCUCCCACUGCAGAACUUUCACAAACGCCAGUUCCAGCUUCUACACCGACCCCCGCUCCAAUCCCCACCGCAUCGUCAACAGUUGAGGAGCGCACUUCGAAUUUAAAGCAAAGCAACGCGACAGCAGUCACUGCAAACGAACCCAAUGCUGUCCCAACACCUCCACCAUCCAAACCGGCUGAGCCAGAGGCACCCGAGGUCGUUGCAUUGGCGAAGCCCACUCCUCCAGCCAUCACGACAUCAAACGAGGCAGAAAUAAGCUCUUCCGAAGGCAAUUCUACAAACAGCAAUGUCACGAGCGGCUCACUUCCGGCGACCGCCACUUCUCGCAACGCAGGUCCAGCGCCAGAGGAGACCCGUUUGGAUCCUGCGCUCGCAAACCUCAACAAGUCUGUACCUGAUGCGUCGUCCUCUGCUCCCUUGCCUUUGGACUCCACGUCAUCCAAUACAGAGACGCAAAGCUCAGUAUCACAACCAACCAAUACGCCUACUGUGUCAAGAACAGAUGUUACUGGUGACACUUUGAUUACUGCCUCCACAUUGGUGGUACCGAACGCAGGUUUACCCAGUCCUGCCACCACUGCCAUUAGUCAGCCUUCAGCACAAUCAGAUCCUGCGCUCACCUCGCCAUCCCCAUUGCCAAUCCCCGGAUCUGCCCAGAAUAGUGCCAACCCGACUCCGCCUCUCACAAACGGCACCGCUAUUGAUUCAUCAGUUGAAGCGCCAAAGAAAAAGCGACAAUACAAAAAACGCAAACAGCUUGUGGAGGGACAAGCAACAGAGACUGGAGAGGAUGGAGCAGCUCCCCCUAAGCCCAAGCGACAGAGGAAAAAGAAGAUCACGACUACAGAGGCAGGGCAAGAUGGCCAGCCAGCUGCUAAUGGAGAAGCAGCACCUGCAGCACCCAAGCGCGUUCGGCGCCGGCAGACUACUCCCAACCCAGAGGACAUACCCGAAGAUGGACGGCCUGAUCACACAACCACCAAAAUUGGUGAUCUGACAAGAGACUUGGGCAUUGGCAAGAAAUUCAAGCACGCCGAUCUCAUCGUGGAGCGUCAGCGGCAAGCUCGGCAUGACGCCAAGCUACGCAAAAUUGAAAAACAAAAAGUUGCUAUGGGCAAACUAGCACCGGAAGACAGCCAAGCGAAUGAUUCACGUGCCGGUACACCUGCAGCCGCCGACAACAAUAAUUCGGAUCAAGCAACUAAAGCCAACCGCGGCCCUGGUAUCGAUUUCGAUAUCAUUGAUGGCCAGAUCAUGAUCAAUCAAAGCUCGCUUGUCAUCAACCAGCAUGCGGCAGAAGGUGAUGUCCAACUUGAAACAGUUGAGGAAGACGAGUUUACACAUCUGACGACGUCCGCUUCAUACCUGCGCCCCUCACGAGCCAUGGGAUCGAAUCAAUGGGACGAUGCAGACACGGAGAAGUUCUACAAGUACCUGAAAAUGUUCGGUACUGACUUUGAAACAAUCAGCCACAUGUUCCCUGGCAGAAACCGGCGACAGAUCAAGUUGAAAUUCAACAGAGAAGAAAAGCACCGUCCCAACCGCGUGAAUGCUGCUAUCAUGGCCCGUGGCGAGAAGAGAGUUGCCAUUGAUAUCGACGAAUACAGAGCCAGCCGUGUCAGCGAUGAGAACUGGAUCACGCCGGAUAAAUUCAAUGCUGAGCAGGAGUUGAUACGGAAGGAACAAGAGAAGGAGCUUGAGGCCCGAAGACAGGAGCGUCGUGAUCUUGGUCUCUUGGAGGACGAUCCAGCCACCAAGAAGACAGGCGAUGACGAGAAAGGAGCAGCAGAACACGGCGAAGAAGUUGAAGAAAUGCUUAUCGACGAUGCUGAUGUUGGUGGUACAUCAACUAUGAUCACGACAUGA